Racocetra persica is the source of this 254-nucleotide messenger RNA. The record is from the annotation of a GenBank genome assembly. NCBI's taxonomy places the organism in Eukaryota, Fungi, Glomeromycota, Glomeromycetes, Diversisporales, Gigasporaceae.
CCACAAGUGAAGGAAUUGAUAUUAAUAAAAAGUGGAAUUUAGGGAUGUUGAAGGGGAAAUUGGAGCAAAAAAACAACCAAUCCACCCAACAUAUUCAGCAAUUAAAUAAACAAAUUACAGCCCUAACUAUUUUGGCUGAUAAGAGAAAAAAAGAUUUAGAAAGAGAAAAACAAGCCCUUAUUACUUUGGCUAAACAAAAAAUUGCUAAUAAAAAAGAGGCUGGGGAGUUGGUGAAGCAAUUGGAGGAAAAAUGA